AUGGAACCUAAUACUGGAGUGACAUUUGAUGAUGUUGCUGGAAUUGAUGAAGCAAAGCAAGAUUUUCAAGAAAUUGUGGAAUUCUUGAAAACUCCAGCGAAGUUUACUGCAGCAAGUGCAAAGAUUCCUAAGGAUGUUCUGUUAGUAGGGCCGCCAGGGACUGGAAAAACCUUGCUAGCAAAAGCAAUAGCUGGAGAAGCUAAGGUUCCUUUCUUUUCUCUGUCAGGGUCAGAAUUUAUUGAGAUGUUUGUUGGUUUAGGGGCUUCAAGAGUUAGGGACUUGUUCAACAAGGCUAAGGCGAACUCACCAUGCUUAGUUUUUAUCGAUGAGAUAGAUUCUGUAGGGAGGCAGAGAGGAACACGAAUUGGUGGAGGAAAUGAUGAGAGGGAACGGACACUGAAUCAAUUGCUAACCGAAAUGGAUAGUUUUAGUGGUAAUAGUGGAGUGGUUGUAAUUGCUGCUCCGAACCGACCUGAAAUUCUUGAUUCUGCUUUGCUUAGGCCAGGAAGAUUUGAUAGGCAGGUCACAGUUGGGCUCCCAGAUGAUUCAGUGGUGCAGACUUCUGCAAUUCUCGAUGGUAGGAGAGGCAAAGUGAAGAUCACUCUGAAAGAGAUUGAUGAUUCAAUCGACAGAAGUGUGGCAGGCAUGGAGGGAACCAAGAUGACUGAUGGAAAGAGCAAAACAUUCGUGGCUUACCAUGAAGUUGGGCAUCCUGUUUGCACGAAGACAUUGACCCCAGGACAUGACCUGGUGCAGAAAGUCACUCUAAUCCCCCGAGGGCAAGCUCGUGGUCUAACUUGGUUCACACCAGGUGAAGAUCCUACUCUCAUUUCCAAGCAACAACUAUUUCCUAGGAUAGUUGGAGGACUAGGAGGUAGAGCAGCAGAGGAAGUUACUUUUGGCGAAUCAGAAAUCACUACCGGUUCAGCAGGGGACCUGCAACAGAUCACUCAAAUUGCUAGACAGAUGGUAACGAUGCUUGGCAUGUCUGAGAUCGGACCAUGGGCUCUGACCGAUCCAGCAGUUCAAUGCAGUGAUGUGGUGCUAAGGAAGCUAGCUAAAAAUUCCAUAGCAUAUGAGAUUGCAAAGGAACAUAUAAGGAGCAACAGGGAUGCUAUUGAUAAACUAGUGGAGGUACUACUAGAGAAGGAAACCCUCUCCAGGGAUGAGUUCAGGGCAAUACUGUCAGAAUUUGCUGAUCUUCAUGUUGAUGAAAUAGAUAGAACCCCUGUAAGGGAAUUGAUUAAUGCCUAG
Molecule: messenger RNA, 1254 nt
Organism: Dovyalis caffra
Lineage: Eukaryota; Viridiplantae; Streptophyta; Magnoliopsida; Malpighiales; Salicaceae
Source: the annotation of a GenBank genome assembly